AUUCUUACUUGAUCAAAGAUAUAGUUAAGUAGUGGCAAUAAUAAUGCUAAUGGUAAUUAUGUGAAUUAUGAAGCUGGUAGAAAAGAACCCAGAAGCUGCAAUUGUAUUGUUUCGGAAAGCAAUAAAUUCUGGGGAUAAAGUGAACAGUGCUCUAAAGGAUAUGGCAGUAGUGAUGAAGCAAUUGGACAGAUCUGAAGAAGCUAUUGAAGCCAUUCGUUCAUUUAGAAGCCUUUGCUCCAAACAAUCCCAAGAGUCCCUUGAUAAUGUACUAAUAGAUCUUUACAAGAAAUGUGGAAAAAUAGAUGAGCAAAUAGAAAUGCUGAAGCGAAAGUUGAAGUUGAUAUACCAGGGUGAGGCUUUCAAUGGGAAACUCUCUAAGACAGCAAGGUCUCAUGGCAAGAAGUUCCAAGUUUCUAUGAAACAAGAAACUUCAAGAUUACUGGGAAACCUGGGCUGGGCCUACAUGCAAAAGAUGAACUACAUGAUGGCAGAAGUGGUGUAUCGGAAAGUCCAAAUGAUUGAUCCAGAUUGUAACAAGGCCUGUAACUUGGGCCUAUGCCUCAUCAGACAAGCCAGAUAUGAAGAGGCACAAUUGAUCCUGGAUGAUGUAUUAAAAGGAAAUCUUCCAGGCUCAGAUGAUAGCAAGUCAAGGAAACGGGCCCAAGAUCUCCUAACAGAAUUGAGAUCCAUGCUACCUCCACCACAUUUCUCAGAUCUUUUGGGCCUGGAUGAUGAGUUCAUCAAAGGCCUGGAACAAUUGAUGAAUGAAUGGGGGCCUAUUAGAUCAAAGAGACUUCCAAUUUUUGAGGAGAUUUCUUCAUUUAGAGACCAAUUAGCAUGUUAAGUUCAUACUUUGUGUGUAUAGCUUUCAUACAUUGGGAUGGGUAAUAGGUGUUUAUGGAGAACUAGCUUCUUUUUGUUUUCUGUUUCCUAUCUUUGAUGGAGUGGAGGGUGUUGCUUUUUUGGAAGAGUGAGGAAUUAAAUGAAGUGAAGAACUUUAUGUAA
Glycine soja is the source of this 1005-nucleotide messenger RNA. Its product is annotated as protein SULFUR DEFICIENCY-INDUCED 1-like. The record is from RefSeq and is a predicted model, not a curated record. Lineage: Eukaryota; Viridiplantae; Streptophyta; Magnoliopsida; Fabales; Fabaceae. Gene Ontology annotation, molecular function: protein binding. The transcript has 3 exons. The coding region runs from base 68 to 844 and encodes 258 amino acids.